CUAUCUAUUAUGCUCCAAAGCCGGUUGACCCGUGAACGGGUCAGCGGGUCAACUGAAAUCCUGCUUUUAAAACAUUGUACAGAACUAUCCCAAUGACGCUAAAACCUACGCCUUUUCAUUUACAGAGAAAGUACGAUCGACAAUCUCUUCGCUUCUCUAAAUUCCGAUUCACAUCACCAAAAGAAGAAAGAUCAUGAAGAAAUCAAAGCCACCUAAGGCAGCAAAACGCGAAGAUGGGGUCGAUUUGAUCAGUAGCAUGCCGGAUGAUAUUCUUGUUUCGAUUCUUUCACAUCUUCCGCACACUGAAGAAGUUAUUCGAAGCAGCAUUUUGUCAAGACGAUGGAGGUAUUUCUGGACUUCAAUUCCCUCUCUUGACAUAUACUGUUUUCGAGGAUCCACGGAUCAACAAAAUUUCAAAAAAAGCAAAUUCAAAGAGUUUGUGUAUUGGGUUUUAGCAAACAAAUCCGUCAAUUUGGAUAGGUUCCAUCUAGGUUGUGCUAAUUACUACACUAUGUCGACGGUAGGGCGGUGGAUUCAUGUCGCCGUUACAAGAAAUGUCAGACAGCUUGAGUUAACGUUUCGCCCUAAGGAGGAUAGUGAGGAUGUAGAGAUGCCUAAUUGUCUUGUGACUUGCGGUUCGUUGGAGGUAUUAACAUUGAAUAUGUUGGGACAUCGUCUAAGGUUGCCUAAUAGUAUGGGGUUUCGGGCACUUAGGGUUCUUAAAUUGAGCAGGGUUGAUUUAUUGGGAGAUGAUGGUUUGGUAAAAGGUUUCCUCGAAAGAUGCCCAUUGCUUGAGAAGUUGAGUUUGAUAUCCUGCAUCAUGAACGAACUUGAUCUUCUUUGUAUUUCAUGUCCGAAGCUAGAAAUGCUGAGAAUUGAAAAUGACAACGAUGAGUGCAUGUGUGAUUGCAUUAUGAUUUCUUGUCCAAAACUGGUGGAUUUGGAUUUAAGAGGUCAUAUAGCUUAUAAUUUUUUCUUUGAUUGUCCAGACUCCUUGAAGGAAGCUGCGAUUGAGCCUAAAUUGAUGAACAACACCAUAUCUGUUGUGCUGUUUCCUGGAAUUUCUAGAGUAGAAUAUUUGUCUAUCCACCUCCACUUAUUCAUUCUGUGCCUUGAUGGUGAAUGUGAUCCCUCUCUACCUAAUCUGAGGAAUCUGGUGCUUAAUACAACUAUGGAUGCCUUCACCAUGGAUAGCUUCAAACGAGUUCUCAAAUAUUAUCCCAAACUGGUGUCUCUUGAGUUGAUCAUUCAACAGGAUUUUCAUGGGAAAUACGCUUGUUUGGAUAAAGAUGAAACAAUGAGAAUCUCGACUCCUGAUAUGAAAAAAGUCGCGUUUUUUGAAUUUAAUGGAGAAAAGCCGAAACUACUCAUAGACUGGCGUGGAGAUAAAUUGGUUAUGUUUUUCACUUGGGGGUGACAUGGCCAGUUUCUGAUAAACUGUAAAGUAAUACUUGUUUUAUGUGGAUGCCUUUUGUAUUUGGAUUUUUGUUUCAUGUUGGCUUCUUUUUCAACUAUAACUAGAAAAUACUUGUUUGGUUCUUCUAUAAAAACUACAACACAGCACUACUAAUUGCAACAUCAAUAUGUAAAACCAAAAACACGAAUGUAACCAUAGCAACAUAACAUUUGCACCACCACAAAAAUGAAAUUCAUAGUUUAGGGGGUAGAGAAGAAUAAAUAUGAAAUACAUAGUUUUUCGUCCUAUGCAAUCAAUAGUCAACUCUUCUAUAUCCAUUCAUCCUGUAUGUAUGAUAUGACAGAUUUGUAUGUUUGA
Lactuca saligna is the source of this 1774-nucleotide messenger RNA. The record is from the annotation of a GenBank genome assembly. NCBI's taxonomy places the organism in Eukaryota, Viridiplantae, Streptophyta, Magnoliopsida, Asterales, Asteraceae.